AUGGAUUCUGGAGUAAAGAGACUUCGUCUUUCUGAAGAGACCGAUGAGUCUUGCGCACAUCUCGUCAGUUUUUAUACUUCGUCUUGGUUAUCUCACAGUGCAGCGCCUAUAGAUAAACCUUGCAUAGCUUUCUCAUACGACUUGAUUGCUUUCUUGACUGCCACACAAUGGCGUCAUAUCGAUAUCCUGCCUAUCACAUGGCAGCCUGCACUUGAGACUGCUGGUAGAGGUGCUACUGCAGAGAUCCAGCAGUCAAUUAUCAACAUAGCCUCGAGCUUCGUCUUCAAGCGUUACUUCACCUCAACAGACCCAAAGGAGGUCACUGACUGCUUCUCCCACACCACGUCUGAGCUUUGUAUUCUUGGGCAUCCAUCCAUCAGAGAACAUCCUAACAUCGUAAAGCUUCAAGGCGUAUGCUGGGAUGUUGUUUCCGAGAACCAAGUCUUUCCUGUCUUGGUAUUUGAAAAGGCAGAGCAUGGGAAUCUUCUCCAGUUCAUGGUCUCUGCCGAGGCGCGAGCUUUGACAUCCGAACAGUGCUUGAAAUUGAUCGCGGACGUUGCAAACGCUGUUGUUACCAUGCACUCCUGUGAUAUUGUUCAUGGUGACCUGAAACCUGAAAACAUACUAGUCAGGUCCGACAAAGCUAUGGGCUUCCGUGCAGAAGUAUGCGAUUUUGGAUACUCUUGUUUUGGCGCCAGUGAAAGUCUGUUCCGGCUACCGAGCUCAUGGCCUUGGACAGCGCCUGAGUGGCACAAUCGAGGUUUUCGUCUAUCGUCCGCCAAAAAGACAGAUACGUAUUCGCUAGGACUAAUAUGCUUGUGGCUGCUCCGCUUGCAUGACGACAUGAAACAUGACAAGUCAGCUUCUAUACUCAACCAAGAGCUUGACAUGAGUAGAGUCCCUCCUGCCGAUAAGCCAGGCUACCAGUGGGUAGAAACUACGAGAGUUGUCGACCAGACCCAUGAAAUCUUGGAUGAAUGUCUAAAGAAAGUCGACGAUCUUGGCGAGUGUCAAAUAGAUAGUCUAAGGACAUUUCUCUUGACCGCUUUGGACAACGAGCCGAGUGAGCGCGCUUUGGUGAUUGAGGAAUUACCGCACCGAGACCAGUCGCAGUCAACUUUGUGCGCUCCAGAGUUUGGGGAUUUUGAACGAUUUUUCGUGAAGACGUUCUUUCAGAUCAACAACAAUAUUGAACAAUUAAUAGGCUCACACAUAAGUGUGCGGAGCUCAAUUGCUCGAUACCUUGAGGUGUGGACUGUGGCUCCAGGUCUGAAUGAGUUGAAAGAAAGGGCCAGUCUUCAAUUUGCGAUUUGCCUAGAGAUUGGAUUUGGUGUACCACAGGAUUCAAAGAAAAGCGCUUCGCUGUUAUCAAAUUUUGGAUUCAGCUCUGAAUCUGUGGAGGCACAUUUGGCUCCCAUACAUCAGAGAACAAUAUUCGCCUGGAAGAGCCCCUCAAUCCUGUCCAUGGCCAACAAAGGGUUUCUUGAAGAAAUGAGGUACCCGUAUGAAUAUCGCAAGAUUAUGCCGCAGGAGUCAAUUGAGAGAACGUAUCAAAGAGAGCUUGAGGACAUGGGUCGAGUAUUUCGGCGUACCCAUCCGAUUGUCACUUCACUUAGCAUGCAAUUAGCCUCUGUCUUUCGCAUCGCAGGCAGACUGACGGACGCACGUACUCUACUGAUCCAGCUCAUUGGAAAAAUGGAGGCUGAGACUAAUUUUCCGGUCUCUGGAGUGGUACUUGACAAUGCCCGUGCAGAUCUAGCUCUUGUAGCCCAGAAUCAGGGUGAUUACAAGUCAGCAAAGCAAAUAGCAAUGUCUGUAAUAGAAGUGAGAAACAAGUCGUUCGGACCUGCGCAUCCUCACACAUUGAACAUCAAAGACACUCUCGCGACAAUAUAUCUUAAGGAAGGUGACUACAGCCUAGCUGGAGAGUUAUUCAAGGAUUGUCUGGACAUCAAAACCCACGCGUACGGCUCAGAACACCCCGAAACGUUGGGUAGUGCCGGAAAUUUGGCACAAUUACUUCUUUCGCAAGGCGCCUUGAAUGAUGCUGAAGACCUAGCCUCCAAGGUGUAUCACGGGUUUGAAAAGAUAUUGGGAGCUUCGAAUAUCAGCACAUUAAUUAGUGCCGGUAAUCUGGCAGCCUGUCUACGCUCAAUGGGCAAGUACGAAGAAGCGCGAGCGCUGUACGAAAAAGUUCUAGGCCUAAGUGAGCGGCAUAAUGGGGCUUCGCACCCCUCGACGCUAAACAUAAUGAGCAACCUAGCCCUUUUACAUUUAGACUUUGAUCACUUUGAUGCCGCGGAGAACCUGCUCAAACAAGUCAUUUCAGAGCGAGAAACUUCGCUGGGUCGAAAGCACCCUAGCACUCAGCUCAGCAUUAACAGUCUAGCAUGCGUAAUGAGACGGCAACACGACCUUGUGUCAGCAGAAGAACUGUAUCAGGAAGUAUUUGAGAGCAGUCAGGAAGCGCUUGGAAAAGAGCAUCCUCACAGAGUUAUCAUAGCCAACAAUCUUGCUUUAAUUUACCAAGAGCAGCACAAAUAUGAGCAAGCUGAGAAAUUAUAUCAAUGGGCGUACGAUGUCAACAAGAACCGCGUCGGUGGGAGCCAUCCCACAACACUCAAAAUUCUUUCGAAUAUCGCCGGCGCUAAGUCCAAACAGGGUAAGAUGGCUGAAGCCGAAAGUACCUACCAGCAUCUCCUAUCCCAGGGAAUGGAAGUCUUGGGCCCAGCGCAUCCCGAGACGAUUGCAAGGAUGGGCAACCUAGCAGCCUUGAUGAGGGAGCAAGGUAAAUUUGAGGAAGCCGAAUCCAUAAAUCGAAAAGUAUUGGACGCAAAAAUCCAGCGCUAUGGCCGCAACCACAGUUCGGUUCUGACGACCGUCAGCAAUCUUGCGAAUCUUCUGCUUGCGCGUGAGGAAUGGGCAGCUGCGGAGGAGAUGGCGUUGUGGGCCCGGGACGGGCGACGCGAAGUACUCGGCGAGAGGCAUCCGGCCACUAUUGACAGUGGCAUGAUUUUGAGGAUGGCUCGAAACGCUAGGAGGAAGUGA
This is a messenger RNA of Bacidia gigantensis, 3048 nucleotides long. RefSeq lists its product as uncharacterized. Gene Ontology annotation, molecular function: ATP binding; protein kinase activity; protein binding. Gene Ontology annotation, cellular component: kinesin complex. The record is from RefSeq and is a predicted model, not a curated record. The transcript is spliced from 5 exons. Gene Ontology annotation, biological process: protein phosphorylation. NCBI's taxonomy places the organism in Eukaryota, Fungi, Ascomycota, Lecanoromycetes, Lecanorales, Ramalinaceae. Bases 1 to 3048 code for a protein of 1015 amino acids.